AUGACAUCCAACUACUAUGUGACCAACAGCUCGCAGGCCUCCGUCAAGAGCUGCCCCCGGCCUUUCUCUGUCUGCUCUGGGAGCACGAACUGCCGGUCUGAGCUGUGCCUGGGCUAUGCCCGCCAGCCCAUGACACACAUGCCUUCUGUCUGCAUGCCCACUACCUACCGGCCAUCCAGUUGCCUCUCCAAGACCUACCUGUCCAGCUCCUGUUGGCCCAGCAGCUGUUGGCCAGCCAGUGGCGUCUCUAGCUCCCUGGCUACCUGUGGCUGGUACUGUGAAGGGGCCUUCAAUGGCAGUGAGAAGGAGACCAUGCAAUUCCUGAACGACCGCCUGGCCAGCUACCUGGAGAAGGUGCGCCAGCUGGAGCGGGAGAACGCGGAGCUGGAGAGCAAGAUCCAAGAGGCUUGCCAGGCCCAGGUGGUCACCAUGUGUCCUGACUACCAGUCUUAUUUCAGGACCAUUGAGGAGCUCCAGCAGAAGGUUCUGUGCACCAGGGCGGAGAAUGCCAGGAUAGUCGUGAACAUUGAUAAUGCCAAGCUGGCUGCUGACGAUUUCAGGACCAAGUAUGAGACGGAGCUGUCCCUGCGGCAGCUGGUGGAGUCGGACAUCAACGGCCUGCGCAGGGUCCUGGACGAUCUGACCCUGUGCAAGGCCGACCUGGAGGCCCAGGUGGAGUCGCUGAAGGAGGAGCUGCUCUGCCUCAAGAGCAACCAUGAGGAGGAAGUUAAUGCCCUUCGGUGCCAGCUUGGGGACCGCCUCAACAUCGAGGUGGAUGCUGCGCCCCCUGUAGACCUGACCAGGAUGCUGGAGGAGAUGCGGUGUCAGUAUGAGACCAUGGUGGAGGCCAACCGCAGGGAUGUGGAGGAAUGGUUCAACACACAGAUGGAGGAGCUGAACCAGCAGGUGGCCACAAGCUCUGAGCAGCUUCAGAGCUACCAGUCGGACAUCAUUGAUCUGAGACGAACUGUCAACACGCUGGAGAUCGAGCUGCAGGCCCAGCACAGCCUGAGGAACUCUCUAGAAAAUACACUGACAGAGACUGAGGCCCGCUACAGCUCGCAGCUGGCCCAGCUGCAGUGCAUGAUCACCAAUGUGGAGGCCCAGCUGGCCGAGAUCCGCUGUGACCUGGAGCGGCAGAACCAGGAGUACCAGGUGCUGCUGGACGUCCGGGCCCGGCUGGAGUGUGAGAUCAACACGUACCGGAGCCUGCUGGAGAGCGAGGACUGCAAGUUGCCCUGUAACCCACGCUCCACUCCUUCCUGCCCGCCUUGUGCAUCCUCCCCCUGUGUGCCCCGCACUGUCUGUGUGCCCCGCACCAUCUGUAUGCCUUGCUCACCCUGCCCCCCGGGCCGCUUCUGA
Molecule: messenger RNA, 1362 nt
Organism: Galeopterus variegatus (Sunda flying lemur)
Lineage: Eukaryota; Metazoa; Chordata; Mammalia; Dermoptera; Cynocephalidae
Gene: KRT32
Product: keratin 32
Exons: 7
Coding region: 1-1362 (453 amino acids)
Molecular function (GO): structural molecule activity
Source: RefSeq, a predicted model, not a curated record